AUGGAUAAAGUAAAAGUUAACACUAGUUUGCUUCGCAAAAUAAGGCGGAAAAGAAAAAUUAAAUACGAAAACAGAAUAUUUCAUAAUGAUUGGACAGAAAAAUAUGCAUUUAUUGAAAGAAACAAUAAACCUAUGUGUUUAAUUUGCAAUAUAGAACUUGCUUAUAACAAGACAUGCAAUGUUAAACGUCAUUAUGAAACAAAACAUAAACAAUUUUCUGAAGAAUAUCCGUUAUGUUCAAAUUACAGAAAGAAUAAAAUUGAAUUGCUCAAAACGAAAAAUAAAAAUCAACAACUAAAUAUUUCAUCUUACAGCCAAGAAUCAAUUAAUACAACAGAAGCAAGUUUUGUUAUAGCAUGGAAUAUUGCCAGAGGUAAACAUCCUUAUACCGAUGGAGAAUUUGUAAAGCAAAACAUUUCAGAUGUCCUGUCGGUUUUAGAUCCUAGUAAUAGCAAAAUCCAAAGAUUAGUAUCACAAAUUCCUAUUUCUCGACAUACAACCGAAAGAAGAAUAUCUGAGAUUAGUAUUGAUGUUGAACAGCAAUUACUAAACGAUUUAAAAAACUGUGAAGCAUUUAGUUUAGCUGUAGAUGAAUCAACAGAUAUUCAAGACAAGCCUCAAAUGGCUGUAUUCGUUAGAUAUGUGACUUCAGACGUAAUUGUAAAAGAAGAGUUACUAGAUUUAGUUGAGUUGAAAGACACAACUCGUGGAGUUGAUAUCAAGGAAGCCCUUGACAAAGCUCUGCUUAAAGCUAAUGUACCUAUCAACAAGCUUGUUAGUGUUGCUACAGAUGGUGCAUCAGCAAUGGCUGGAAAACAUUUAGGACUUAUAGGCUAA
Hydra vulgaris (swiftwater hydra) is the source of this 837-nucleotide messenger RNA. RefSeq names its product general transcription factor II-I repeat domain-containing protein 2-like. The record is from RefSeq and is a predicted model, not a curated record. Lineage: Eukaryota; Metazoa; Cnidaria; Hydrozoa; Anthoathecata; Hydridae.